AUGCACAAGCAUGGGAUUAAUCAUUAUUCCACAUACAGUACAAAAAAAGCUGCAACUAUUGCUGAGAGAACUAUCCGAUCACCAAAACACCUACUUUUCACUGAAUUUUCAGUCAGGGAAAGCUACCGGUGGAUCAAUAUCUUAGCAGAUGUUACUGAUUUUUAUAACAACAGGAAACAUCGAACGACAGGUGAAAGCCCCAUCGCAGUCGACUUCCAUACACGAUUGAAUGUGUACAAUCAUCCAAAAGUAGCUGGAAAAGGGAAGCUUAAACCUGGCGAUAUCGUCAGACUAAGCAAAUACAAAAGUCUUUUUGAAAAAGGGUAUACAUCGAACUAUUCAAGUUCAGUUACAUAUAUGUUAGAAGACGUGGAAGGUUGUCCAAUAAAAGGCUGUUUCUACGAGAAGGAACUAAGAAAAAUAAAAUUUCCAAAUGAGUACUUGAUUGAAAAGGUGAUUAGGAGAAAGGGCAACAAGCUGUUAGUUAAAUGGUUGGGAUUUCCACAUUAUAAAAACUCGUGGAUAGAUAUUAAUGAUGUAUUGUAA
Acanthoscelides obtectus is the source of this 546-nucleotide messenger RNA. NCBI's taxonomy places the organism in Eukaryota, Metazoa, Arthropoda, Insecta, Coleoptera, Chrysomelidae. The record is from the annotation of a GenBank genome assembly.